This is a messenger RNA of Penicillium maclennaniae, 414 nucleotides long. Its product is annotated as mitochondrial 54S ribosomal protein mL43. Gene Ontology annotation, molecular function: structural constituent of ribosome. The record is from RefSeq and is a predicted model, not a curated record. Gene Ontology annotation, biological process: mitochondrial translation. The transcript is spliced from 3 exons. Gene Ontology annotation, cellular component: mitochondrial large ribosomal subunit. Lineage: Eukaryota; Fungi; Ascomycota; Eurotiomycetes; Eurotiales; Aspergillaceae. The coding region runs from base 1 to 414 and encodes 137 amino acids.
AUGCCAGUGAAAGGAAUCAGGACUGUGACCGCCGCCAGGAAUGGCGUCGGUGCCUUCAUCCUCCAAUGCAAGCGCCUUGAUUUCCACUACUGCAACUUUGGCGGCAGCUCGCGCGGCAUGCUCGCCUUCCUGACCCAGACCCUUCCGAAGUUCGCGAAAGAGAACCCGCAAAUCGAGAUUCGCGUUUCCCCACGACACCAGAAGCAUCCCAUGAUCAAGGGCCAAUACAUCAAUGGCAAUGAGAAAUCCAUUUGUGUGCGCAACCUUGAGCCUGAAGACAUUUUGAAGAAGGCUAUGAUCCUCAAGGAUGCCAGCGGAGACAAGCUGAAGCGCACCAAGAAGCCUAUUACCAGUUUGAACGAGAGUGUGCGUGGUAUUUGGUCGCCAUACCAUGGAGAUCUGCGUGGCGUUUAA